AGCACCUUUGUGGCUCUUGGCCGAAAGUUGCCAGAGACCAAGUUGUGGCAAAAGCACAACAACAUCAACCGUCCAGCUCCUAACCGACCCACCGUUUUUUGCAACUUCACAAAGUGCACCAAUGGCACUCCAGGAACGGCAUCGAUGGAUGGCGGCCAACGUGGCCGCAGCCUUUGGCAUGUCCGACAGGGUCCACGUCGUCGAGCAAGUCUUGGGCGAGUACAAUAACCUUAAGAAGUUGAAUGACUUCCUUGAAGGCAAAAGCAAACACAAGCACGUUUUCGUGUACUACCAGCGGCCCGAUGUGAUCAACGACGCCAAUGAGCUUGUAGAUGCAAAAGGUGAUGCCAAGCUCAUGAUCACCACGGGUGAGCAUGAGGAUGUACGAAUAAAGAACCGAGCAGUUUAUUUCCUCCGAAACGUGGCUGAUUCCAAGCCCGUGAAGGCGGACGUCGCCUCUGACGGCGACCUUCUGUUCGGCGAGAUGGCAGCAUCUCCACUGGAGAGUGACCCAGGGUCGGAUGGGGAUCCCAACCGUCGAACCGGACGGAGGAUGGGUGUGGGGUUCGUCUGGCGAGAAGGUCGCAACGAUCGGGCUUGGGCCGAACGAACGAAUGCCGCGCGGCCUUGUACACCUGGUCCGGUGGAAGAGCUGCAGAUCAUCAAUAAACGCAUGUUUUUCCAGCUGGACGCGGAAUUGCCUGUUGGGCGGAGCAAGCCCAUGAGCGCGGAGGCCAAGGCGGUGGUCCUCGAGGACUUGGUGCGACUGAGGUUGGUCGAUUCCGCCACGGGAGGGGAGGUUUCGUCGAGGUUCAAGACCACCUUUGAGAAGUUCACCAUUGAACUCUCACAGGGCAUCCAGUCGCUCUCGGGCGGCAUCGAUUUGCCGAGCCCGGAGCCCACGGAAGUGGAUCUGCGAAAUCAGACCUUGAACGACGUGGCCAAGGACCAUCCAGAGCUGGUCACCAAGUAUGAACAGCUCCUGGAGGUUUGGUGUCGCCAAAUCGAGCAAUACCUGGAGACCACCUUGGAAGGUCAGCAGAAGGACUCUGCAGGGGACCAAGGGCCCCGAACGGAGCUGGACUUCUGGCGAAACAGGCUACAGAAGAUCACCUCGAUCACGGAGCAACUCAGGACGAAAGAGCGGAAGAUGGUCUUCGGCUUGCUGCGUACUAUCACAAACGUGAGUCAGGAGGUAGCUCCGAAGAACCGCCAGUCAGUUUUCAACACGCUCCGGAGAUGGAAACAGAUUGAGAUUGCCAUCACCGAAGCGUUCAACGAGGCCAAAGACAAUGUGAAGUAUUUGACAACCUUAGAGAAGUUCAUCGAGCCAUUGUACACAGGCACUCCAAGCACCAUCAUCGACACCCUGCCAGCAUUGAUGAAUGCGGUGAAGAUGAUCCACACAAUCGCACGCUACUACAACACAACCGAACGCAUGACCAACCUUUUCGCCAAGAUCACCAACCAGAUGAUCACCAAUUGCAAGGAAUGUGUUUUGGAAGGUGAAGAGUCAGAGUUCUUGUGGCAGAAAGAUCCCUUGGUGCUCAUCAAGAAUCUCUGGUCCUGCAUCCGUCUGAAUGAUGAAUACCAGGAGUACUAUCGCCAGACGAAGGAGACUCUUUUGACCCUUCCCAAGGGCAAACAGUUCGACUUCAGCGAGACGCUGAUUUUCGGUCGUUUCGACCUCUUCUGCCGACGAGUCACGAAGCUCAUCGACAUGUUCCAGACGGUGCAUCAGUUCACGUCUCUGUCCCAGCACCGGUUCGAUGGGAUGGAGCCACUGGUCUUAUCCUUUAAGAAGACCCUGGAGGAGUUCCAGUUCAAGCGACACGACCUCUUGGACUUCCACAACAACCGCUUCGACCGGGACUACGUGGAGUUCAACGUCCGUAUCUCCGAUCUGGAGAGCAACCUGAGAAUGUUCAUCAAUCAGUCUUUUGAGGCCAUUGCCUCGAUCGAAUCUUCCUUGAAGCUGCUUGCGAAGUUCCAGAGCAUCUUGCAGCGCGACAGCUUGCGACAAGACCUGGAGACGAAGUUUGCGGUGAUCUUUCACAACUACGGCUUGGAACUCACGCAUGUGCAAGACCAGUACGAGAAAUACAAGACAGGUCCGCCACUCGUGAGGAACUUGCCUCCAGUAGCAGGGCACAUUACGUGGUCCAGGCACCUCUACAGGCGAAUCGAGGGGCCCAUGCAGAAGUUCCAGACCAAUCCAGCUGUCUUGGCUGGAAGGGACUCACGUAAGUUGAUCCGGAUGUACAACAAGAUGGCCAAGACCUUGGUCGAGUUUGAAACACUCUGGUACCAGGCCUGGGUAAGCAGCAUCGAGACGGUGAAGUCGGGUCUUCAAGCCACCUUGAUCAUCAAGCACCCGGAUGAUGGGAUGCGUUUCCAUGUGAACUUCGAUUGGGAGAUUCUGCAGCUCAUUCGUGAGACGCGCUGUCUCGACCGCAUGGGAGGCGUUGAGAUUCCAGAAUCCGCCAAGAUGAUCUUGCUACAGGAGCAAAAGUUCAAGACCUACAACCAUGAGCUCUCCUUCUUCUUGAAGGAAUACCGCCGCGUCACGCAGUCCGUCAAGCCGAUCGCCACGAAUUUGAUGCGGCCUCAUAUGGAGAACCUGGAGUUCAAAAUGAGGCCUGGAUUGGUGAUUCUUACUUGGACCUCUAUGAACAUCGAGGCUUACCUGGAUGAGGUCUGGAAAGAGCUCGACAGGCUGGAGCAAUUGGUUUUGGCGGUGAACGACCUCAUGGAGAGCCGCAUUGAUGCGAAUCUGAAGAUCGUGUCGAACGUGCUCCUGGUGAACCUUCCAGAGGAGCAAGAGCUCGUGACCUUGGAAGAGUUCGUGGAGAUGCAGGAGCGACACGUGCGCGCCACCACCGACUUUUUGGUGGCCAAGAAUGUGGAGAUUGAGAACGCUGUGAACGACAUGCUGGGUAUGAUCGUCGGCUUUGAGCUGGAACCCCAUGUGCCAGCGGUGACUGAAAGUGAAAUCAUCAAGGUGAAGGCCCAUUAUAAUUGGUCGAUGUACCAAGCCCUCUUGAACGCCACCAAGAGCUCUCUGAAGGCAAUGAAGCUCAGGCUGUCUUCCAACUACAGGGAAGGCAAGCCGCCGCCUCCAGCCUUCUUUGAGGUCGACCUUCAAUUGGAUGGCAUCGGGGUGCGCUUGGACCCUUCGGUGGAAGAGAUUCAGGCUGCCAUCAACGGUGGAGCUGUGGCAGUUCUGAAAUGUUCGAAGAUGAUUGAAGCUUGGGAUACUGUGACCAUCCCCAAGAACGUGCAGCUCAUCUUGGACGCGAACCUUCCACCCGUGCAGGGCACCGGCUCGCAAGGUACAUUCUACGACCGCAUUGCGCAGGAUCGAGAAAUCCUCAAGGUGGUGCUGCUCCUGACUGGUAGCAUCCAGUCGGCCAAGAACAUGUGCAACAGCUACCUCACCACCUUCAGCGAGUAUGAAUGGACCUGGAAGGAGGACAUCGACAAGAAGUACCAGGAAUUCAAAAACACCGAGCCCAGCCUGGACGAUUUCGAGUCCAAGUUGAAGGAGUUUGUUGCUAUGGAGAGCAAGGUUGAGCAGCUCACCGGUCAACACCAGAUCUCGGCUCUGAUGCUGAAGACCGGGAGCUUGGCACAAGACCUCAAAGGCCUGGCUGACAAGUGGAAGUCCUGCUUUGCGAAGGAGCUACAUAAAGAGGCCUUUGCCAAGCUGGAGGCUGUCAGCGAGAUGGUGAAGUCGACCAGGAAGAAGCUCUUGCGAGAGGUGGGUUCGGGCGACAUCGACGCCUUGGCCUAUGUGAUGCAGACCUUGCAGGAAGUCUAUGCCAAGCAGAGCGAGAUCGAGCUGGACUUCAUUCCAAUUGAGCACAUGUAUCGGAUCCUGGAUGAGCAUUUGCCCAAUAUCAUGGACAAGGAAGAGCAAGAUACCCGUUCCAUGCUCAAGAAGAAUUGGAAGGACUUGUUGGAAGAGAGCGAAGCUCGCCAACAUGAGCUCUCCAACAAGCAGAUCCAAUACAAGAAGGAUCUCAUCAAAACCGUGAACUCCUUCAAGAAGGACGUCGCGCGCUUCCGGGCCGAGUACGAGCGCAGCGGGCCCAUGGUGAAGGGCAUUCCACCGCGGGAGGCCGUCGAGCGCCUGAAGCGAUUCAAAGAGGAGUUCGAGGUCCGAGAUCGAAAGCAGGAAAUCUACUACAUUGGUGAAGACCUCUUCGGCGUCCCUCACCAACGCUAUCCUGCACUGGACACCACAAGGCAAGAGCUUGGCUAUCUAUCGCAGCUUUACGAUCUCUAUGUGGCUGUGCUGGAGACCAUCAAGGAGUGGCGAGACUACCUCUGGUGUGAUGUGGGUGAAAACAUGGAGACCAUGCAGAAGACGAUCGAUAGCUUCGCGGCACGCUGCAAGAAGAUGCCCCGGCAGUUGCGCGAGUGGCCGGCCUACAACGAGCUGAAGAAGGAGAUCGAGGAUUUCCAAGGCGUUCUGCCUUUGUUGCUCGAGUUGGGCAAGCCAAGUAUCAUGCCCCGGCACUGGCAGCAGGUCAUGGACAUCACAGGGAAGGACUUGCCCAUCGACUCGGAGAACUUCAAACUCCAGUCGCUGAUCGACGCGCAACUCAAUGAGUUCACGGAUGAGAUCUCGGACAUCUGUGAGGGCGCGGACAAGCAGCUGGUGAUUGAGAGCAAGCUGAAGGAGAUCUCUGCGCAAUGGGAAGGGAUGAUGUUCGACUUCGGCACUUGGAAGAGCCGCGAUUUUCCCUGCGUGUUGUCAGGCGCCAAGGUGGGCGAGACACAAGAGGCCCUGGAGGAGACCAUGAUGAACCUGAACACCAUGAAUGCACAGCGCCACUCCAUCCCUUUCAAAGAAGAGCUCAACGGCCUGCUGUCCACUCUGUCCGACACAGGGGACACCAUCGAGCGAUGGUUUAAGGUGCAGCAGAUGUGGACUUCCCUGGAGUCCGUCUUCACCGGCGGUGAUAUCGCCAAGCAGAUGCCCAUGGAGGAGCGGUCGUGGUGGCCUCCGUGGUGGCCGACAUCGACCGUGGACGGGGCGAAGAAGUUUCAGCAGAUCGACAAGGAUUGGCAGAAGAUCAUGCAGAAGUCUGCAGACACCAAGUAUGUCGUGCCUUGCUGUCAGAAUGACAUGCUGAAGCAGAUGCUGCCAGUUCUUUCGGAGGGUUUAGAAAAGUGCCAAAAGUCGCUGGAAAGUUACCUGGAGGGCAAGCGAAACAAGUUCCCGCGAUUUUACUUCACCUCAGAUCCCGUGCUGCUGAAGAUCUUAUCACAGGGAAGUGAUCCGGAGAGCAUCCAAGAGGACUUCGAAAAGCUCUUUGAUGCCAUCAACAGGGUCCAGUUUGACAAGGUGGACCGAAAAAAAGUGAAGAUCAUGGAGACGCAUGGCCCGGUCCAAGAGGAAGUCUCCUUGCAGGUGCCAGUGCAAGCGCAAGGCAACAUCGAGGAUUGGCUUCUGGCUUUGGAGUCGGAGAUGCAACGCUCAGUGCGGCGAGAAUGCAACAUUUGCUCCCGAGAGUGUGGGCAGGUGCUGAAUGGUACAUCGAUGUCCGACUUCGGUAAGAAGUGUAUUGCGCAAGUGUCUUUGCUGGGUAUUCAGCUCAUCUGGACCACCGACUUCCAAGAUGCCUUGACGCGCAUGGCCCGGGACAAGGACAAGGCGGUCAUGGGGCAAGCCAACAAGAAGUUCUCGCAAAUGCUGACGGAUCUCGUAGCUAUUUGUCUCACGAACCUGCCCUCCAAGAUGGAACGGACCAAGUUCGAGACUUUGGUCACAGUCCAUGUCCAUCAAAAGGAUUUGUUCCUGGAGGUGUGGAAGAAGGCUCGUGAGGGAAAAGUGAAGGAUGAGAACGACUUUGAGUGGCUGAAGCAGACAAGGCUGUAUUGGAAGGCAGAGACCGACCACGCAGUGGUCUCCAUCGCCGAUGUGGACUUCGUGUACUCCUACGAGUAUUUGGGCUGCAAGGAACGCCUGGUGAUCACCGCCCUGACCGAUCGAUGCUAUGUGACCCAAUCACAGGCGCUGGGGAUGUUCUUUGGCGGUGCGCCGGCUGGGCCGGCGGGCACCGGGAAGACCGAGACCACCAAGGACAUGGGCCGCACAUUGGGAGUCUUCGUGGUCGUCACCAACUGCUCGGAUCAGCACCGCUUCCGAGACAUGGCGAAGAUCUUCAAGGGCCUUUGUAUGAGUGGACUGUGGGGAUGCUUCGAUGAGUUCAACCGCAUCGAGCUCGAAGUCUUGAGCGUGGUAGCCAUGCAGGUGGAGUCGAUCUGUUCGGCCAAGCGGCAAGCGGUGGCCACCUUCAUGUUCCCAGGCGAGCCACAGCCCAUCAAGCUGGUCCCAUCAGUCGGCUACUUCAUCACCAUGAACCCAGGCUAUGCCGGGCGACAGGAGUUGCCUGAGAACGUGAAGGCUCUCUUCCGAAGUGUCGUCGCUCAGCUCAGUGGCGCGAUGAUGGUGCCCAACAGAGAGACCAUCAUGAAGGUGAAGUUGGCCUCUGUAGGAUACUCCCAGUUCGAGCUGCUGGGCAAGAAGUUCUGCAUCCUGUAUGCCCUUUGCGAGCAGCAGCUGAGCAAGCAGAGGCUGAAGAAGAUGCACUACGACUUUGGAUUGCGGAAUAUCCUCAGUGUUCUUCGAACCAGUGGUGGAGUAAAGCGACAAGAGCCUCCAGACACUGAUGAGGUGGCGGAUGAUGUGCCGCUCUUCUUGGCGCUGCUGAAGGAUCUCUUCCCCAAGGUGACUGAUCCACCAAAGAAGGUCUACAAGAACGUGGAAGAUGGCUCCAGGGCAUUGAUCGCCAAGAACCUUCUGGUUGACUGGGACACCUGGAUGCUCAAGGUGAUUCAGCUGUAUGAGACAUCGCUCGUGCGCCACGGUUUCAUGUUGGUGGGGCCAACACUCUGUGGAAAGACAGAGAUCCGAGACAUUUUGACCACCUGCCUGCACAAUGAUGGCUUGGCGCACAAGCAAGUGGUCAUGAACCCCAAGGCCAUCACAGACUCUCAGAUGUACGGGUAUAAGGAUCCCAUCAGUGAAGAAUGGACACCGGGCGUGUUUGCCUCCAUCUGGCAGAGGUACAACAACCGAUCCCUGAAGUACACCACCUGGAUCGUGUGCGAUGGCCCAGUAGACGCCAUUUGGAUUGAGAAUCUGAACACCGUGCUGGACGACAACAAGAUUCUGACCUUGGCCAACAAUGACCGCAUUCCCAUGACUGACAACUGCAAGAUUGUCUUCGAGGUGGAAAACCUUCGAAACGCAUCACCUGCCACCGUGUCACGCGCGGGCAUCAUCUAUGUGAGCGCUUCGGACUUGGGCUGGCAACCAAUCAAAGACACCUGGAUGCUGCGACGUCCGGAAAUCAAUGCCUCACGACAGGCCGAAGUGGACAUUUUGAAGCCUCUCUUCGACAAGUGGCUGAAGAGCAAGCCCCCGAAUUCGGGCGCAGCUGAAGACUUCUUCGAUUGGUGCAUGCGAAACAUCAAGCUAGUGAUGCCUUGCAACGAUUCCAUCCUCAUUUGCCAGACACUGAACCUGCUUUCAGCUUCCUUGAAGCCCUAUGUGGAUGAGAACUCUAUUCCGGGAGAGGACACUUACCGGCGCAUUUUGUGCUGGUGCAUCAUGUGGGGCUUCGGCGGCCUGCUGGAGCCUGAAAUGAGGAAGGUGAUUUGGGCCAAGUUCGUGGAAAUCUUGGAAGAGCACAAACACAAGGACGCGAUCCCGCCCUGCGAAGAAGGUCAGACCAUCUUCGAAUGGGUGCCUGACUGGACCGACAAGACUCGCCCUUGGAAGAAAUGGGAACCCGACGAGUGGAAAGCUCCCAAGGUGCUGAAUUUCUCAGCUCUCUUGAUCCCCACCAUGGACUCUGUGCGCGCCGAGUACAUCAUGGAUAUCGUGGCCAAGCACGAUGUCACGCGGACGCCACCGGCCUUUAAGUCCUGCAUGUUGGUGGGAGCACCGGGUACAGCCAAGACCUCAACGGCCUUGAUGUAUGUUGGCAGAUUCUCUCAGGAUACAAUGCUCUCCAAGCGUUUGAAUCUGAGCAGUGCGACCCAGCCGUUGGGCUUCCAGAAGAGCAUCGAGGGCGAGAUUGAACGAAAGACUGGCAAGACCUUCUGCCCACCUGGUGGCAAGAAGAUGACCGUCUUCGUUGAUGAUGCCGCCAUGCCUUUGGUGAACAAGUGGGGCGAUCAGAUCACCAAUGAAUUGGCGCGACAGCUGAUUGAGAUGAGCGGCUUCUACUUCUUGGACAAAGACAAGCGUGGAGACUUUAAGAGCAUCGAAGGCUUGCAGUACAUUGGUGCAAUGGGACAUCCAGGCGGUGGAAAGAACGACAUCCCCAACCGCUACAAGUCCAAGUUCAUGUGCUUCAACAUGGUGCUGCCCUCCACGGUCUCUGUGGAUAACAUCUUCGGCAGCAUCAUGAAGUCCAAGUUCAGCAACAAGGCCGGUGCCAAGCCUGAAGUCAUUGACAUGAGCAAGAAGCUGACGGCGGCCACGGUGGAUGUCUGGGAUCGUGUGAAGGCCAAGUUGCUGCCCACGCCCUUGCGUUUCCACUACGUCUUCAACAUGCGAGACCUGAGUCGUGUCUUCCAGGGCAUCAUGGAGUGCCCAGUGAACGUGGUGACCACCACUGCAAUCUUAGUCGGCUUGUGGAAACACGAGUGCCAGCGAGUCUUCGCAGACAAGCUCUGCCGAGAUGUGGACAAGAACUUGGUGGAGAAGACUCUGUCAGAGUUCAUGCCCCUCCACUUUGGAGAGCAGUUGGCCUCUGAGAACAAGAACACGGAAUGGUUCGCCGAUUUCCUGAGAGAGAUCGAGUUUGACGAGGAAACCGGUGAAGAGAAAGGUGCUCCCAAAGUCUACGAGCCAGCUGAGUGGGAGCUGGUCAAGAGCAAGGCCUACUUCUACCUGGGCAAGUACAAUGAAGCCUACCCGGCGAAGGCCAUGCAGCUGGUGCUCUUCGAUGAGGCCAUGCAACACCUGAUGAAGAUCAACCGUACCAUCCAGCAAAAGCGCGGCAGUGCCAUGUUGGUGGGUGUGGGUGGAAGUGGAAAGCAGUCUCUUGCAAGACUGGCGGCCUUCACCUCGGCGCACUAUGCCUUCCAGAUCACCAUCACCAAGACCUACAACGACAAUGCGCUCUUCGAAGAUCUGAAAGCGCUCUGCAUCCGCGCGGGCGUCAAGGGUGAGAGUGUGACCUUCAUCUUCACCGAUGCCGAGAUCAAGAGCGAGGGGUUCCUUGAGUACAUGAACUCGCUUCUGGCCACAGGCGAAGUGGUUGGCCUCUUUGCAAAGGAUGAGAAGGAUGCCAUGUGUGGUGACGUGCGAAACGACUUUGUCAAGGACAAUCCCAACAUGGAGGAGAACCUCUUGAACAUGUACAACUACCUGAUGGAUCGACUCCGCGACAACUUGCACGUGUGCCUCUGCUUCUCUCCGGUGAACGCCAAGUUCCCCAUCCGCGCGCAGAAGUUCCCUGCGGUCUUCACCGUGAACAUCAAUUGGUUCAUGCCAUGGCCAGAGGCAGCCUUGGUGGCGGUGAGCAGCGCCUUCCUGGGCACCUACAAGUUGGAUUGCAGCGAGCAGGACAAGGGUCGACUCUAUGCCCUCACGGGCAGUUUCCAGGCCAUUACACGAGACUUGUGCGACUUGUACUUCCAGCGCAUGCGCAAGAAUGUCUACGUGACCCCGAAGAGCUUCUUGUGCCUCAUCGACUUCUACAAGGUUCUCUACGCUGUGAAGUAUGAAGAGAUCAACGUCCAGGAAAGGAGCGUGAACGUCGGCCUGCAGAAGCUCAAGGAGGCCUCCGAGUUCGUGGAGAAGUUGAAGGUGGAGCUGAAAGAGCAAGAUGUGGUGCUUCGUGCAGAGGAAAAGAAGACCACGGCACUGUUGGAAAAGGUGAUGGCGGAGAAAGCAAAGGCGGACAAGAAAGCUGAGCAGGUGAAUGGGCAGAAGGCCGAAUGCGAGGCGGAGGCCGACAAGAUUGAAGGCGAAAAGAGAGCGGCCCAAGUGGAGCUUGACAAAGCCUUGCCCUUCCUGCAUGAGGCUGAGUCUGCUUGUAACUCUAUCACCAAGAAGGACAUUACAGAGAUUAAGACCAACAACAAGCCGGUGGACAUCAUCAAGCUCACCUUCGAUGGACUUCAGAUCUUGCAAUCGAAGCCGGUGAUUUCCGUCAAGGCGGAGGAUAGGUUCAUCAACAAGGUCACUGCCACCUUCAUCUUGGACUCUUAUGAGGAGUAUGCCAAGAAAGAACUCCAGGAUAUGAAUUUCUUGAGCAACAUCCUGGACUUUGCCGCCAAUGAUAAGGACAACAUCAACGAUGAGACCUGCGAGCUUCUGGAGCCAUACCUGCGCUUUGACGAGGACGCCUCUAAGAACUGGAGCCCCUUCUCGCACAAGGUGCUGGAUCCCGAGCUGGCCGGCAAAGCCAGUGGGGCAGCAGCAGGUUUGUGCAAGUUCGUGGGGGCCAUGGUGAUGUACCACGGUGCGGCGAAGAUUGUGAAGCCCAAGAUGGAUGCCUUGAAGGUCGCCGAGGCCAAGCUCUCCAAGGCACGCGCCGAGUUGGAGGCCGCCGAGGCGGAGCUGAACAAGGUCCUGGCAGAGGUGGCCGAGCUGGAUGCGGAAUUAGCCAAGGCCCAGGCGGUGAUGAACACCUUGAAGGAGAGUGCGGCGGCGAUGCAGCGGCAGAUGGACGCCGCCAACAAGCUGUUGUCCGGGCUGAGCGGGGAGAAUGCACGAUGGACGGAAGAUUCCAAGAACUUCGCCUUGCGGCGGAAGAGGCUCAUUGGAGAUGUGGGAUGCGUCUGUGCCUUCGUCAUUUACUGCGGCCCCUUCAACUCCGAAUUCCGGGACAAGCUCUAUGCCAUGUUCCAGGCGGACACUCAGAAGCGAAGCGUGCCAGCGCAUGAGAAGACCCCUGUGGUGUCCUUCCUGGUGGAUCAAGGCACCAUCGGUGAAUGGGCCUUGGAGGGAUUGCCCAGUGAUGAGCUCUCCAUCCAGAACGCCAUCAUGGUGACCCGCUCCUCGCGCUAUCCGUUGAUGGUGGAUCCCCAGGGACAGGCCAACCGUUGGAUCAAGUCACGUGAGAAGGCCAGGAUCAGUGAGAACCCAGCGAUGUGCAUCACAACGCUCUCAGCCAAGAACCUCAAGGACCAGAUCGAGUUCACCAUGGGCGAGGGUCUUUGCUUGAUCAUUGAGAACGUGGAGAACGAAGUGGACCCCAUGCUUGACCCAGUCUUGGACAAGCAGAUCAUCAAGAAGGGAAAGAACAGAUACAUCAACGUCAGCGAUCAGAACAUGGACUACAAGGAGUCCUUCAGUCUCUACUUCACCUCGCGACUGCCCAACCCCCACUUCAGUCCAGAGCUCUCGGCCAAAGCCACCGUCAUUGACUUCACGGUGACCUUGAAGGGACUGGAGCAGCAGCUUUUGGGAAAGCUCAUCGGAAUGGAAAUGAAGAGUUUGGAGGACACCCUGGCAGCACUGGAAGAAGAUGUCACCAACAAUACCAAGUCCUUGCAGCUCUUGGACAAACAGUUGUUGGAACGUUUGUCCAACUCCCAGGGCAAUCUGCUGGAAGACACCGAACUGAUUGAGGUGCUGGCCAACACCAAAGCAAAGGCCAAGGAGGUUGAGGGCAAAUUGAAAGAAGCCGAUGAAAGGAAGAUUGAGAUCAACGAGAAGCGAGAGCAGUUCAGACCGGUUGCCACACGAGGAAGCAUCAUGUAUUUCAACAUGACAGACAUGACCAAUGUGGUGAACCCCAUCACUAAUCAGGUUUCAGGAUGGAUGUACAAUUGCUCUCUGCUUCAGUUCCUGGAGCAGUUCGAGAUCUCCGUGCGCAAUUCUGAGAAGGCCCAGCCGACCUCGAAGCGUGUGGACAAGAUCAUCCAUUUCUUGACCUACCAGGUGUACAGGUACAUGAAUCGUGGUCUGUAUGAGCGAGAUAAGAUGCUCUUCAAGCUCUUGGUCACUCUGAAGAUCAUGACCGUGGCCAGUCAGAUCACCUCCGGAGAUGUCUCCAUCUUGUUGAAGGCGGGUUCGAGCCUGGACAUCAAAGCCGAGCGAGCGAACGCCUUCUCGAAGUGGCUCCCAGACAAGGUUUGGCUGAACAUUCUGGCGCUCUCGCGCCAAGCCUUCGGAGUGGAUCAGAUCGUGUUCUUCCGGGAGAUCAUCGACUUCAUGCAACGCAACGAACCUGCCUGGCGCAAGUGGUACGAUGAGAAUGAACCUGAGAGCGUUCCCAUCCCUGACUACGACGAGCGCAUCAACAUGGAUAGGACCUUGGGUCCCUUCUUGCGGCUCACCAUCGUCCGUUCAAUGCGCGAAGACCGCACCACCAUUUCCUGCAGCCAAUUCGUGGAGGCCAUGCUGGACAGCCGGUUCACUGCACCAGUCACUGAUGCCAUUCAGGACAUCUACGAGGAAUCCCAAUGCCGGAAGCCAGUCUUGUACUUGCUCACUGCAGGUAGCGAUCCGACCUUUAGCAUUGAUGAGCUGGCCAAGAAGAAGAAGAAGUACCCCACGGACAAGGUGUCCAUGGGUGAGGGCCAAGAGAGGGUGGCUCGGGAGAAGAACAAUGCAGCCUUUGUCACUGGUGGUUGGGUCAUUCUGCAAAACUCCCACUUGGGAAUUGGCUACAUGUGCGAGCUGGAAGAUGUGCUUUUGAAGACCCCAGAGAUUGAUGAAGCUUUCAGGUUGUGGAUCACUUGUGAGAUUACUCUCCGCUUCCCCAUUGGCUUGUUGCAGAUUGCCAUCAAGGUGACCUUGGAGCCACCAGCAGGUUUGAAGGCGGGUCUCUACCGAACCUACAGCACCAUGGUGUCUCAAGAGCUCUUGGACAAGAUCGAUCUGCCACAGUGGAGAACGCUGGUCUUCGUGCAGGCCUUCUUGCACAGUAUCGUCCAGGAGAGGCGCAAGUUCGGUCCCAUUGGAUGGUGUAUCCCCUAUGAGUACAACAACUCUGACCUGGAUGCAUGCUUACUCUUCUUGGAGAAGCAUGUCUCUGCUACCAUUGUGGCUGGACAGCCGAUCUCCUGGGUCACGGUGCAAUACAUGGUGGCGGAGGCGCAGUACGGCGGCCGCAUCACGGAUGACUUGGACCGUGAGCUCUUCAACACCUACGCGGCCAAGUGGUUCUGCGAUGACAUUUGGAAGCCAUCCUUCACUUUCAACAACUACCAGUCAGACUACAACUACAAGAUUCCCGAAGGCUUGGACAUUCAGCAGUACAAGGAAGCGAUUGACACCAUUCCAUCAGUGGACUCUCCAUUGAUCUUUGGCCUGCACAACAACGCGGAUCUGACCUACCGCAUGAAGGAGGCAUCAGAGAUGAUCAUGACGAUCAUCGAGACUCAGCCAAAAGACUCUGGAGGCUCAGGUGGCAAAUCCACCGACGAGAUCGUCAAGGACUUGUGCAUGGACUACCUCUCAAAGAUGCCUCCGGACUUCGUCGAGGAGAUCUUCCGUGCACAGAUCCAAAAGCUCAAUGGGCCCAAGGACAAAGGAGUCGUCAUCGACAAGGGCUUUGGCGCGCCGCUGAACAUCUUCCUGUUCCAGGAGUUGCAGCGUUUGCAGAACAUCAUUGGCAUUGUGCGGACGAACCUCAAGAACGUGGCCGCAGCCAUUGAUGGCACCGUGGUGAUGACGACCGAGCUGAUGGAAGACUUGGGCUUCCUCUUCGAUGCCCGAGUACCUCGAGGUUGGACCAACGAUCCCAGCGGCGCCGAGAUCUCUUGGCUGAUGCCGAAUCUGGGAGGAUGGUUCACCGGCUUGACCGAGCGUCAGCAGAUGUUGAACACCUGGCUGGAGCAGGGGCGAGAGAAGAUGAAGGCCUAUUGGAUUACUGGCUUCACCAAUGCCCAGGGCUUCCUCACAGGGAUGCGUCAGGAGGUGACGCGACAGCAUAAGAAGGAUCAAUGGUCCUUGGAUGAAGUGAUCUCCCACACCGAUGUGCUGGCAAAAGACUUGGAGCGUCUGGGAGACAACACCGGGCCACCGGAAGAGGGACAGAACAUUUGGGGCCUGUACAUUGAAGGUGGUCGAUGGAACAGACAGGAUAGCCGCAUUGAAGAGUCGGAACCGAAGAAGCUCUUCACCACCAUGCCGGUGAUCUAUGUCACAGCGAUCAACAUGAAGGAUCUGAAGGGCAUGGGCCUCAACUAUGGGCCGCACGGGCCAUACAACACGGCGGUGUACAAGUACCCCAAGCGCAGCUGGGCUGGAUGGGCUCCCUCCUUGGUCGCCCUGCGCCAGGCCAGCGCGGCCCUGCAGCGCAUGGGACGCCAGGAGGUGAGACGAUGCUUGGUGCAGCAUCUUCAGGUGCUUGACACAGCGACUCUGGAUGAGGAGGAGAGCCGGUCCUUGGCCACCGUGGCGGAUUUGCUCUCCAGCCUUCCGGAGACGGAGGACACAGCCUCCGCUCCCGCCUGGCGCGCAGUGGCGCGGAGCGCCCUGGGGGCGACCGGCAGUGCGGGCUGCGCGCAGCUGAGCCGCAGCUUGGUCUCUGCCCCACUCCUUCUAGAGCCCAUGAAGAAGGCCUUGGACGCCACGCUGCACCGUGCGGCGCGGCACGCGGAGACGCUCCACGCUGACGAGGUCGCCCUUCUCCUCAAUGCUGCGGCCCGAGCAGCAGAGAAAGUGAGGGACCUGGAGCUGAAUGCAGAGGCAUCCUUGGUGGUGAUGAACUUGGCAUCACGCAUGGCCGAGCACUUGCGCGAGAGCCAGGCCAGCCCCAGGGAUGCUGCCAACGCCUUGGAUGCCUUGGGCCGCUUGCGCCUCGAACACUAUGAGCUUUGUGAAGCGUUCGCCCAGUAUUUGCCGAAGCACUUGGACCAGUUUGGUCCCAAAGAUGUGGUCGGCGUGUGUACAGCUUUGGGGCGACUGAAGGAGCAGGAUGAAGCGUCGCUGCUCGCGAUGGCGGGGUUGAUCUCCAUGGAGAUUCGGCACUAUUCCAUCCGUCAACUGGCCGAGAUCUUGACGGCCUUUGCGCGCUUGCGCGUCCGAGAGAACACCAUGGAGUUUUGUGCUCGAGAGGUGAAAGUGCAGGCACAUCGCCCUGAGGAUGUUGUGGCAUUGCUUUCUGCUUGGGGCAGGCUUCAGGCGCUGCAUGUGGGAGCCAUUGAGGAAACCAGCAGCGUUUUGAUGAAAGACGACGGCUCCGGCGUGCUCGAGAGCCUUGGUCCCACGGAUUUGCGAGAGGUCGUGGUGGCCUAUGCGCGCUCGCGCUGGGCAUGUCAGCCGAUGGUGAAAGCUGUGGGCGACCAAUUGAGUAUGCUGGAAGGAACUGAUUUGAGCUUGCUGCAGAUCUUGGCUCCUGUCUUGGUGGCCUUCUCCAGACUGCGCUGGCCCCACACCAGGCUCCAAGAGCGAACAUUGACCACUCUGCAGGACUUGGAGGUCUUCUUCCAACGCCUCAUCCGAUCAGCCACCGGCACCGUCAGACCGACCUCAGCACCGGGGUUCCGGUUGCGAAUCCGUACGGGUCCAGGACCAUCCGAAUCGCUCGGAUGCCCGACCCCCCGUAAGACCAUCCGAAAAGGAGGUACCUGGACCCUAUGGGGUAGAGAUAGGGGGUGGGAUUGCACCUCUGUCCGCCGAUGCCAUCCCAGGGACCGUCGUUCGGACGACGCUGCGUGA
This is a messenger RNA of Durusdinium trenchii, 15646 nucleotides long. The record is from the annotation of a GenBank genome assembly. NCBI's taxonomy places the organism in Eukaryota, Dinophyceae, Suessiales, Symbiodiniaceae.